GUAUUAUGCACGAGUUGUAUCGUAUAGCACGAGUACUGUAUAUAUACUGGAUUUAUGAGAAACCGGGUACAUUGAAUUUAGUAUAUUUUAAUAUAAAUAAAUUAUUAGAAAAAUAAAUACAAAAUGGUUGAAGAACAACAAAAACGAGUCGAUGAAUAUACUAGAAGAAUAGUAGAAGAGAUUGAUAAAUCAAUGAGAAAAAUGAAGGGUGAUGCAUAUAGAUGUGCUGCAAGUUGUUGUGAUAAUGAGACUUAUAGUAUAAAAAAAAUUGAAAAUUGUGUAAAAAAUUGCAAUAAUUCUUUGGAUCAAGCUCAAGAAUAUGCUAGAGAAGAACUAGAAAGAGUUCAAAAUCGAUUACAAAGAUGUGUUAUGGAUUGUAAUGAUAGAAUAAAAGAUGCAGCAGGACCUAAUCCAUCACAGCGUGAUUUAGAGAAAUACAGUGAACAAUUUGACAAGUGUGUAACAAAAUGUGUAGAUCAUUAUUGUGAAAUAUUACCUAAUUUAGAAAAAACAAUGAAAAACGUUUUGUCUGAAAAAAAAUAUCAAUAGUAAUAUAAUAAUAAAUAAUAAAUAUAAAUAAAAUUAAUGAAUUGCAAUCUAGAGACAGUAAAAUUAUUCAAUACUAUACUAAACUGCCAAUAUUUUAUACAUAUAUAUAUAUAUAUAUAUAUAUAUAUAUAUAUAUAUAUAUAUUAUGUAAAAUCAUUUUACGUAUUGUUUUUUACUAUGUGUAACAUUUUACACAUUUUCUAUUAUUAAGAGAUUUAUAAUAAAAUAUUAACUUUUUGUAUUAUUUUAUUAUAAAUCUUUUAAAAUAUAGAUGAUAUUGUACAAAAACAAUUUUAAAAAUAUACAUUUUUAUUGCAUUUAAAUAUUUGUGUAAACAAUAUUUUGUAUACAAAAAGAAUGUAUACAAGAACAAAAAGACCAAUAAUUUCAUGAUUAUUGUAUUUAUUAAUUAAUACACUUGAUUGCAAUGGUACAUUUUUAUUUCUCUUUUUAUUUUUCUUUCUCUCAUUCUCUUUCACUCUCUCUCCCUCUCCCUCCCAUCCUUUCUAUUUUGUUUAACAUAAUAACAAAUUCACUGUUGCAAUUAAUAUCAUUUCUUUAUUGUUACAAUAGACAUUACGCUUAUUGCACACUUUUUCAUGAUAUAAAAUCUUUCCACCACUCUCGCUUGAUACAAAAUAAUCGUUCAAAAUAUGUUGCAUAAAUUUUGAUCUAAACUGUAGAAAUUUGCGAAUAAAUCGUUUAAAUAAUAAUAAUUUAAAUAUAAAUAUUAACACAACAUAUAAUUCACUUGUUUCUUUACGUGUACAAGUUUCUAUAAAACUAGCCCUAUUAGGCUUAGUAUCUUUUUCUUUCGUUUUCUCUUUCUGAAAGGAUCAUUGUAACGUUCAAUUCUUGUCAUAACUGCAUAAGAUUGGUGGCUCGGUGCACUUAUUGCGCAAUGUAAGUAUGAGCGAAGUGCCCUUUGCAGUGAACAGCCUUUUGCUGAUAUGCAAAUUCGAAAAAAUUCGACGAGAGUGAUUACAUUUCAAGUGACGAAAUAACUUCUCGCGUUUUAUUUUUUUCUUUUUUUUCUUUUUUUUUUUUUCCUUUUUUUUCAAUACGCGUCUCAAAUUCCUAAAUGCGACUCGUACAUGUGUUGAUUAUGACUCAAUAUCGUCAAAUGGAAUGGCAUGAGUUUUUGGAAAAAUGUCAAUUUCUCAGAUAUUUCUGAGGUAUAAGUGAAUGCUGUGGUAUUAUUUUGCACCUGGCGUCGCACGGAUUGAGAAAAAAAGUCUAUGUAACAUUUUGUAUCCCAAUCAGUCAGACUCUUCGGACUAGAUUUUUUUUUCUUUUAAUAAGAUUGAGAUUACGCGCUUUUUUAUUAAACGCUGUCACAUGUGAAUAACUGUAGGUACAUCUGGUAGAAAAAGAAUUGAAGGUACAAGGUGAAUGUAAGUUAUGGCGCUGUGGCAACAAAUUUGGCCAGUGCGUUUCGCCUUAUAAAAAUUUAAAUUCCAAUUAUCGCGCAUUAUUAUGUUUUCUUCUUUUUUUUUUUCUCGUAGAAACUGAAUUAAAUUCGAGGAUGGUACAAAACAAGACAAAUACCUACAUAUUCUGUUUUAGAUUUUGAGGUAAUCAGAUAUCACAAAAUACAAAGAACAGUAGUAAUUUUAUAGGAAGUUCCUGCGUUUUAACUGCAAAAUUUAAUAUUGGAUAACAUUUUCAAGUAAAAUUUACAACUUUCACGCAAUAAACUUGAUUUAUAUAAAUAAUAAUUCAUAGGGCAAAAUAGAAAUCAUGAUUUGAUUUAUCGUCAAUUAAUUUUAACUUCUAAUUAAGGAGCAAAAAUUUUUUAACAAUAUAGAUAUUUUUAAACAUUUAUCCUGAUAAAGCCGAAUGCGAAACAUAUAAGGGUACUGGUCAAGUUUGCCGGAACACCCAUUCGAAAAUUUCUAAAUAGAACUGCGAUUCUUGGUCCUAUCCUAAGCUAUCACCAAUUGUAAAUUAGUUUCUUCGAUCUUCAUUGCUUAAUUAAUAUCGUGUUUAAUUGUGCACCUGCAGAACGGAACAUUCCAAGUAUCCUAUCAGCAGGUUCACUGUACUAUAUGCCUAUGAUCGCGGAGCAAAACAGUCGCUUUCGUAGCUGUGCAACUAAUUUUUAUGAUCUUCAAAAUUUUUUGUAUGUCUCUUCAUUUUUUGAAAUAGAUCUUAUGUUUUCAGAAAAGUAUAGUUGUUAAUAAUUCUGCACUGAAUAUUAAAUAUAGGCAUUACGAAUUCGCUGCGUUGCUUACCGUUAUCAUCAUCGCAACUCGCCUAAUAUGGCUGACAUAAAGCUUGACCCCGUCGUUACGAAUUUUCCCUCUACUUACAUGGAUAUUCAAUUUGUACUUUGAAAUUGAGUCAACUAUUUGUUUCCUUCAUGAGCUUUGAUUGAAUCUAGUUUCCACAUAAUUACUAUGGAAUUUGAACCAAAAUUUGAUUAUUGUAAUUAGAAAGGAUGUACUCACGUAUUCUUUUAAAUGUCACACUGAUCAUUUUGAAUAUUGAAUAUUAUAUUUUUAUUUAAGAGACAGAAAAAGAUAUUUAUUAAUAAAUUUCACUAUAUGGUAACUAUUUCAAUUAAAGCACAGUUUAACCCGCUUAAACUGAAAUUCGAACGCCGUGGACAAGCCUUUUUUUCAAUUAAAUAAUAACUUUGUUAGCCAAUCUAGCUAAUCUGUGUUUAAAAAAGAAACAUCAAACAACUAGGAAGAAAGACUAUUGAUUUUAAAGAAGAGAGUGCGUACUUUUAGAUAGAAUAGGUAAGUAUCUUCGAAGUCGUUGAAUACGUGAGAAUCUUCGAUAUAUUUUAUAAUUUUAAUUUUGUCGUUUGGCACUCGAGCCUCAAAUAUCAUCACUUAUACUUUUAAUCGCAAAACACGUCAAAAUUAUGUUGAUUCUAACAAUGUUAAAACCUUUUCAAAGUUUUUAUCACUACCUUCACUAAAAUUUUUAUCAAAAAAGAAUAAUAAAAGUUUUCUACUACUAGUUGUUUGCUAAAUUCGAAGUACAAAGCGCAACAAUUAGCCUCAUAACUAUGAAUGACUCUCACGCAUUCCUCGGGCUCCUAUCACGUACAUAUUUUUUUUUUCCUUUUUCUUUUUCUAAACGUUAGGGCUACUCAAGAUGAUUUUUUAAAUGUUGGAGCAUUAAAGACUCCAAAGGAAAAAAAUAUCGAAAAAAAUAUAUAGUCAUGUAGAAAGUAACAAAAAUAACACGAGUAGCCC
Apis cerana (Asiatic honeybee) is the source of this 3758-nucleotide messenger RNA. RefSeq names its product protein FAM136A. Gene Ontology annotation, cellular component: cytoplasm. The record is from RefSeq and is a predicted model, not a curated record. NCBI's taxonomy places the organism in Eukaryota, Metazoa, Arthropoda, Insecta, Hymenoptera, Apidae.